Messenger RNA from Larimichthys crocea (large yellow croaker), 760 nucleotides. Its product is annotated as CMRF35-like molecule 3. The coding region runs from base 54 to 647 and encodes 197 amino acids. The record is from RefSeq and is a predicted model, not a curated record. NCBI's taxonomy places the organism in Eukaryota, Metazoa, Chordata, Actinopteri, Sciaenidae. Gene Ontology annotation, cellular component: plasma membrane. The transcript has 4 exons. Gene Ontology annotation, molecular function: transmembrane signaling receptor activity.
UGACAAAUAAGAGGAACCUCUAGUUCCUUCAAGUUGUUCUUCCCAGUCCGACCAUGAGGGUAUCGCUUGGAUUCCUUUAUGCUCCAGUCUUCUGCCUCCUCUGGAUUACAAAGCAUGCAGUGGACUCAGUUCAGCUCUCGGCUCCAGAGAGGGUAACAGGAGCAUAUGGAGGAUCUGUGACAGUCUCUUGUCAGUACGACCUUCAGUUCAGAGAACACACAAAGUACUGGUGCAAAGGAAAGACAUAUGAGUUGUGUAAUAUAGUGGUAAAAACACCCAAGAACCGAGGCAGUAAAAGAAGCUUCAUCGCAGACGAUAAGGAGACAGGAGUCUUCACUGUAAAUAUGACUGAUCUCAGGAAAGAAGAUGAUGGUAUGUACUGGUGUGUCAUCGCCAGAAAAGGAAGGAACAUCUACACUGGUGUCAGGCUCCACGUCUCCGACACAGUGAUAACAACCACCACACCCACACCAACCACUUCACCACCAGUGACACGGCAUGAAAUAUGUUGGUGGGUGGCUCUACGUUGGAUCCUCUUUAUUUUAAUGUUGUCUUGUUUGGUAGCAACACACAUCGUUGUGUGGAGAAUAGACUGUAAGGAAACAAAACAGACAGAUGCUAGUGUCAACUUAAACAUUUAUAACUGAGUUUGGCGAAAGUUUAAUUUAUAAAUAAGGUCAUACCGGGGAUGCAAAAUCAAUCUUCCACUGGACUCUAGCAGUGUGUGAAUUAAACUGAAAAAUAAACCGAGUGAAAAAAA